ACGAUCGACCACAAUCGACCCUGGCUUAAACGUGUUGAAUCAGACCUGAUCAGACCAUGAUGAAUUUCAUUCGAUUGCGAUUGAAUGAGAGUAAAGCAGAGUAAAGAGAACUGAAAGAGAAUAUGAUCAGGAUCAGAACAGCUGAGAUUGGCUGAGAUCCUGGCAGAUCCUGAACAUCUCUUUUCAAUUCCAAGUGAGAUAAAGAAAGCAUUAUUAAAGACGGUCAGUGAUGUUCUCUGGAUCGCGGACUCUUUUAAGCAUGUGAUGACUAAUUAUCACUGCCGGUGACUAAGAAAUCAUUCAUUGGCGAACAUUGAAUUAAUUAAUCAUUCGAUACUUCCAUGGUGUAUACAAUGCGACAAACUUGUCUCUCGAUGUGGUUUACUCCUGGUUGGUCUCUUAAUAGGCCGAUGGUAAUCGAAUUACUAUAUUGUCUUUGAGAGACAGUUUAUUUCCUAUAAUACCUCUUUCAACCUUACAUUGUGGUGUAGUGUCUCAAUAUUCCUGACAUGGAUGUAACUUUGUGAAUAAUACGAUAUGAAUCGUAAACACCAAAUCACUGCAUUAAACAGAUGCAAAGUGAACAACAAGCUGGUGUUUUGACAAUUUCUUCAUAGUUGGAAAAAAUUUUAAGGUAACAAUGGAAAAGCCAAGGCCUUGUGGUUGUAAAGGAAUUCGGACCUGUCUAAUUUGUGAACAUGACUUUGGAAUUACUAAGCAGAACUUUAUAUUGGAAAAGGAUGCAAAAACCUAUGUGUUAUGCCCACUUUGUAAUAAAGCAUGGCCAGGUUGGGAUCUUGAUUUGUAUAAACAACACCCAAACCAUGAAGGGACACCCAUAAACUUUCCAGGAGUAUACAUUGAGUUGGAUUUCUUGACCAUUGAAGAGGAGAAGAAACUUAUGGAAGGAAUUGAUGAAAUGGAGUGGGAUCCGUCACAAAGUGGAAGAAGGAAGCAGAAUUUUGGGCCCAAGUGUAAUUUUAAAAAGCAGCGCUUAAAACUCGGAGAAUUCAAAGGCUUCCCUUUAUUCUCCAAGUUUGUUCAAGAAAAAUUCACACAAGUACCAAUUUUAAAACAAUUUCACACUAUAGAGCAGUGCUCACUAGAAUAUGAUCCUUCUCGAGGGGCUUCUAUUGACCCUCAUAUUGAUGAUUGCUGGAUAUGGGGAGAACGUGUUGUUACUGUAAAUUUAUUAUCAAGUUCUACUUUGACAAUGACCCGUUACUUGGGGAAUAUGGACAAGUAUAAUUUAAAAUGUGUUCCUGAGUAUCCACGAAUAUUGAAUGAUGAUGGGAGAGUCAUUUACCAACCAUUCCUGAAAUCGUGUAGUGAUAGAGAAAUUGUUACUUUCAAUGCAGAUAGAAAGUUGGAAGGAGACUAUUCAGAAUAUGAAGGUGUCUGUAGUCCAAUUGUGAGAAUUCCUAUGCCUCGUAGAUCGUUAUUAGUCAUAUAUGGUGCUGCUAGAUAUGAUUGGGAACAUCGUGUACUGCGAGAAGAUAUAAAAGAAAGGCGUGUUUGUUUAGCAUAUCGUGAAUUUACACCACCUUACCUGGAUGGAGAACAUGUUGAUAUUGGACAUGAAAUCCUAAAAUAUGCUAAGAAAUUUUGGUGUCAUUUACAAGGUUGAGAAUAGGCUUUGUCAUAGUAGAAUAUUUAUUGAAUUUUUAAUUGAAGUUUAUAAAUUGAUAUUUUAAUUAUUUACUUGUUUGGAAUGUAAAUGAGGGUUAUUUUUAAUAUUAAGAAUACAUUUACAAAUGUUUCUGUGUAGUAAUAGUGAUAUAUUUUAUUUUAUCCAUCAUAGAUAUGCGUUUUUUUUUUUUUUAUCAUCUAUGUUUCGCUUUUGAUCAAUGCAAUUUUAUCUUUCUUUUAAUGGUAAUUAUUUUGGAAUUGCAUGCCUUAAUAGCAGGUUAUAUAGUUGUUCAUCUAUUUUGUAAAUAUCAUAGAACAGUGAAAGUGUUGUUACUGGAUAUUAAGGUAAUUUUUAAAAUAAUUGUACUUUUCCUUUUCUAUUAAGUAAAGGCAAUCUUAUUCAUAAAGGUUAACUUAGUGUUUUUCUUUUUUGUUUGUAAAAAGCACCUGUUAUUGAAUAAAGCCAUUUGCAAAUUUUUGAGAUAGGAAUUUUGCAUAAAUAUUUAUAUACUUAUUGCAAUAGUAAUUUUGAAAAUAUUUUGUAUACAAUUUCUGUACAUAUUUUGGAUAUUAACUAUGGAAAUAUUUUGCAGUACAUUCUAACACUCAAGUUGUAAGAUCAUGACAUUCAUUUAAGACAUGAAUGUGGUAACUUGUUUAAAUUAGACUUAAAUGACAAAUUAGUCUGCUAAUUAAGAAACUCUAAAACAUUAUAGAAUUUUUUUUUUAAUAUACGGUCUUCAAUCUUUAAUGUGUUAGGUGUCAUAUUUUAACAAUUAAAAUCUAGCUAUUUUGUGCAGAAUUUCAACAACAAAUGAGAACCUUUUAAAAAGGAUUGUGAAUUUUAAAAUGUUUGUCUAGCCUAUAUUUGACUGAGGAGGGAGAGGUAGAAUGGUGUUUGGAAAAAUUACCAUAAUUUCUGGAAUUGAGAGUUUUAAGAUUAGAACAAACUAGGCCCAUGACUGUUCUGAACUUGUAAAAUAUGAAAAGAAAUGUUCCACAAUAAUAAUUGCUCUCAGUCAUGUUGGGAAGAAAAACAAAAUUCCAACCCCAAAGGGUUAAAUAUGCCAAAUCAUUUGUUAAAAAAAUUGGGUUUUUUGUAAAAUCCACAACCUCAUCCCACUUCUGCUGAGAGUUGACUUUUUGCAGUACCUGUGUAUGGCUUUGAAAUGUCUAAAACGUACUGAGAAACAUCUGAAAGAAAUUUGCAGGAUUUCUAUCUAUGGUUCCAUGUUUACAUUCUGGUGUCAAAAUUUUUGGAUGGGAAUGUAAGAAUGAGUAAUGAGAACAAAUUCAUUUUUUCACAAACUAAUUUUGAAAUUCUUUGUGUUAAUUUCAAUCAGGUUUCAUAAACACAAUUAAAUUAGACGUUCUAUAGAAUGACAUAGACUUUCUCAUAUUAGUUUUCUAUUUCCUUUUGUUUUGGCUAACUUUUCGGUUUUGCCCCAUCUCCUUCCCAGCUGUUGUAUAUCGCUGCCUAAUGUACAUUUUCUAUAUUUUCUGUUUUCAAUCAGUAGAUCUGAAAUAUAACUUUGAGAAUAUUAUGAAAGAGUAAAACCUCAUCCUACAUGAAAAUUUUAGUUGAAAAAUUGGGGAACCAUAUUUGAGAGAACUUUUAAACAUUUUUGUAAAUGCUAAAUUUGAAGCUUCAUUUCACGGAAAGCAUAUCCAAAAUCAUUUGAAGCACAUUCUCUAAUAAAUGCAAUAUCGUAUAGAAAUAAUUGGUUAUGUAAACAUUAAAAACUUCAGAUAUUUCCAAAAAAUUACAUGUGUGUAUUUUUUUUAAAAGGCAAAAAAUAUGUCAAAAUGUUGUAUAUGUCAUGUUAUUGGAUUGAAUUGAAUUGAAUUGAAUUGAAUUGAAUUUGCCUUAUUUUACGUGGCGAGACUCGGGCCAUCAGGCCCGCUCUUCCGUCUGACCACGCAAAUUUCGCUCCGCUCCUUUCACCAACUAGGAGAGAAAGGAGGUAUUUCUUGGGCGAGAAACAGGCGAUUUGAAUUUAGCUCAGAGGCGUCAUUUAGGCUUGAGGAUCUUUUACAUGCAAGUAAAUCUACUAACAUGGGACAGCCGGCUUUACUUCCCCUCCGAAGGAAGGCGUACGAAGGAUUUUUUCGCCCUUAAAAAUCCACGGCUUUGAUCGGGUUUGUACCUGCCAACUUACCCGCCAUGUUAUGCAGUCCAAUUAGUUCUGUGCAUUCAAAAGAAUUGAAAGAAUAAAUUUGGAGUCGUUUUUGAAGAAAUGGCAAUUGAGUGUUUCUUAAAAUGCACAUUUUUGAAUUCUUUUCACCCAAAAAUUUGAGUUUUCAAGAAACUUUAUAUAACAUAAUUCAAAGUACGUGUACUCAUAAGUGAAUGGUUUAUUUCAUAAACAAAAUGAGACAAUUUUUUGCUACUUUCACUUCUUAUUUCAGUCACAUUCUCUGUAACUAUAUACUUUGUUUGAGGCAGAUGCAGCACAAGUAAAACAAUUCUGGACGGUUUUUGGAAUAAACCUCCUACAGAUGUGACUCACUGUAUGCAGUAUAUAGUCGCAGACAGAGUUUUGUUUGUUAAAACUGAAAAGUUACUUUUCACUGACAAGUUGUUUCUGAAAUAAACCAUUCAAGUGCAAUAAUGUGAAAAAAUUGCUGCUAAUGUUAAUAUUAACAAUGUGAGAAAAAAUUAAAAAAAAGAAAAUCAUAUUUGUAAUAAAAAGAAAACAAAUACAGCAUAAUGAAGUUCAUACCAUCUUACAUCAUAACUAGUGCUUCAACAGCACAUACUUUUUUGCAUUUUUAGUAACUGUAUUAUUUCCAGCACAUCAUAUAAACAAGCAAGAAUAAUUUCACAAAUAAAAUGAACAUUCAGAACUAAAGGCGAUCCAAUUUAUUAUGUUAUGAAUGCUUUCAUUGGAACGGUAUCAUUACCUUAUGCAUGUCUAUAUCAGUAGCAGCUUCUUGGUGUAAGCAAGGUGGGCACUGCCUACCCUGAUGAAUAUGUACAAAGUAAAUAUAUUUCAUAAUAAAAAAAUUAAAUUACUUGUACAAUUUUAAUAUAGUGUAUUAUUCAUCUGGAAAUGUCUAAGAACAUUUCAUUAUCGUGAUUCGAGCCAUAUUUCAUUUCAAGUGUUUUCUAACAACCUCUUCUCCUGGGGAAUGGCGCUCUAGCGACCGUAGAACAGUAUGCUGUGCUUCAUACUUGACACAUGGGUGUUGUGCGUAGGCCAGUGAUUUCUCGUGUUGCCUACCCGCAUGGAAAACUAAGAUUUCCACUGACUUGAAAGCCACAUAGCUUACAGUUGUGUUGAGUCAACA
This is a messenger RNA of Gryllus bimaculatus (two-spotted cricket), 4920 nucleotides long. The record is from the annotation of a GenBank genome assembly. NCBI's taxonomy places the organism in Eukaryota, Metazoa, Arthropoda, Insecta, Orthoptera, Gryllidae.